AUGCUCACGGCCCGCAAGACAAAGCUAUCUCGUCCUGCGAGCUUCUGGCAACGCAGAGUUACUGGCUACGAUCCCGUGGUAGACACACAGAAGGUCUACCGCUGCGCAGAUGCUAUCGAUUUUAUCAAGAAAAGAUGGGAUACAUUCUGCACAGAGGUACUGGACUGCGAUCCACACGAUGAACUCCUACGCCUCGACAUUAGCCGAAUCCACCCCUUCUUUGAGUGGCUUGUGGAAAACUCCAGAAUCGCGUACGCAUCCACAUUGCAAACGCGCUGGAACACGUUUCAAAUGCUCUACAGGCAAGAGUCGGGAGAUGUGCACUUUCCAAUAGAGCUGAAGCUCCAGAUGGUCUCGGUUCGCGCCAGAAUCACCUCACAGUACGGGCUAGAGACACGAAAACGCGAGAAAGGCAUCGCGCGCGUGGAAGAGCAGUUUGAGCUACUGAGAACACUAUGGGAAUCGCCAGACGUUAAGUUUAAUCAUGAACGGCAGCGGGUACAAUUUGCGCUGAUUUUGCACCUCGCGGGCUUGUCAGGUCAACGGCCGCAAGCCCUCGUGAAUGUCCGCUACGGAGACAUCGCAGUUGAACUGAUCCGGGAGUCUAACACUCCGCGCGAUAGUCCACCUCGGGUCGUUGUGAAAUUCACCUUUGCCUAUACUAAGAGCUUUUUAGGCGAGAAAGAUGCCAAUCAAUUUGCUGUACUAGCACGAAACCAGAUUCUUCAACAUCAGAACGGCCAUGUCUACCAACACAAUUAUCUUUCCCGGCACAUCGGGCAAGAUACCAACGCUAUAUAUCAGGGCUUGCAACCCCAAGUCCAGCUCAUGCGGACAGCGACUGGUAUGACGCGGACCAUUGACACCCGCCGUCCGCGCGCUCUGACCGACCAGCAGCACGCUGAAAUUGAAAGCCAUACAGAGACAAAGCGCCUUGUCACACACCGUAAGAACCUUAUGCAGAGUAUUAAGCAGCGCUAUGGUACGCUAGCUAAGGCGAAAGGCACGUCUCUGCAUGCUCAGCAUGCCGAGGCUGUAAGCGCAUGUUGCAAACACAAGAGGUUGUUGAGGGCUGAGAAGCUGAAUACGGCGCGCAAACAGUUCACGAGGAAGCAGGCUGUCGCCGACAUCCGAUAUCAAUUGCAGACCUCAGAGGCAUCCGCCUCUCCGACAGACAGUGCUCAGCUGUCGCCGCCGCUGAGUCACGCGCGGCAGCGAGCUUUCUCGGCUGUCUUUGCCUUCGCGACUUCGGCGCAACAGACGUUAUACGCGGAAGAAGUUAAGCGACGAUGUGAGGCGAUCAAUGCUCUUGCGGCGCUUUGUGCUGUGCAAGAGCCUGCUGUUAGACGGGCUUGUCGACCGAGGAAUGUCGCAGCAAGCAGUGUACCUGAGGCGAGCGUCGCGCUCAAGCUGUCGAUGCGCGCAGAGCAGCCGGCUUCGAAUGCCUUCUGCGUCUGUUUCCGUGCUAUCCCCGCAUAUCGCUUGACCUCGCUCGAUCUCCACUACGAGCACAUCCGACUAGCAGAGCAGUUCGCGAGUUUCCAGAACUCUAUCAUCGGAUCAAGAUUGGAGGUGAUACGGCCGACAUCAUCCAUUGUGCCGCUUUAUGGGAGGACAUUUUGUGGAUGUAAGGUUGCGAGGACAGCGUACAGCAUGUGUACGGUAUGCGGCGGUCGCACAGAAAGAUCAACACAGAACACUCUGACUGUGCACGUGCGCGAGUCCAAAUUGAUGUUCUGCGUGAGGAUGUUUUCGACGCCCGAUCUACCUCCUGACGGUGAAAACGGACCAUGGGAUCGUCAGAGCAGUGAGGAGGAAGCAGAAGAGGAGGAAGCAGGCUCCAUGAACGAACAGUAUGAACUUCAACUGUACUAUGCGAUCGUGUGCGACGACGCUGUUAUAGCAAGCACGGUGCGAACUGGACACUCAAGCAACGAUGUGGACGUCUUUCAGAAGGGAUUUGAGUCUUGGAUCUAUCAGGAGAGCGGGAGACUUGGUAUACAAAAGUAUGACAUUCUGCGCACGGAGACGAUCGCUACUACCGAACAACACCCAACCUAUCAUGAAGGCUCUGCAUCCCGAGAGGCUGUCAGAAGGGCCUUGAAUCGAAGAUUGGUGAGAGAACAGGUGUUGGGCGUGAAGGAAGACGUACGAGUCAAAAAUCAAUUCUACAAACGCAACAUGGGUCUUCGCAAAAAGGCGCACGAAUUGGCAAUGCUGUGCAAAGUGCAGUGUUGA
Molecule: messenger RNA, 2238 nt
Organism: Pseudocercospora fijiensis CIRAD86
Lineage: Eukaryota; Fungi; Ascomycota; Dothideomycetes; Mycosphaerellales; Mycosphaerellaceae
Exons: 11
Coding region: 1-2238 (745 amino acids)
Molecular function (GO): protein dimerization activity; DNA binding
Source: RefSeq, a predicted model, not a curated record